Ostrea edulis (European flat oyster) is the source of this 2101-nucleotide messenger RNA. RefSeq lists its product as uncharacterized. Bases 759 to 1262 code for a protein of 167 amino acids. Lineage: Eukaryota; Metazoa; Mollusca; Bivalvia; Ostreida; Ostreidae. The transcript has 3 exons. The record is from RefSeq and is a predicted model, not a curated record.
GUUUCUGGGAUUAGUAGAGAAUAUAUCUGGUCAGGUUUCUGGGAUUAGUACAGAAUAUAUCUGGUCAGGUUUCCGGGAUUGCUACAGAAUAUAUCUGGUCAGGUUUCUGGGAUUAGUACAGAAUAUAUCUGGUCAGGUUUCCGGGAUUGGUACAGAAUAUAUCUGGUCAUGUGACUAAUGUUUCUGGAAUUGGUAGAGCGUGUAUCUGGUCAGGUACUGGUAAAGUGUGUAUCGAUUAUGGUACUGAGGUAAUCAAUGGAAAGAACACAAUUCACGGUGAACUGAGUACAGUCGUUGAAUCCUGAUUUCACAUUGGGUCUUGUGGUGGUCUUUACGACCUGUCAUGGCAUCUUACAAAUUAGCUACCCCCUGAUUCAUAAAUAUUGAACUUUUAAUGCCUUCGAUUUUCAGAUGAAUGACUGGAGACUUAAGCCUCCUUGAUAGCUUUAAUUCACUCUCACUCGCUGAACCGCUGUGUUUAUAUAGAACUUUACCCUCUGUGACACCAUUCCUAGAUGACUAAAUUGAUACCCGCCUUCGCAAGUUGGUGUGUCAUAACACAAUUCACCAGGAGUAAAUCCAAACACAGAACAGGCCUAUGCUUACUGAAAAAUGACCUCAUUCACUGAAUGGUUUUCAGGGCUGACUACUUACCUUCACGCAUGCCUGGGCAUGAAUUCAGGUUGAAGAAAUUCCUGUCAUACGCACAAUAACACGGUGGAGUCAGUCAUAUAUAUAAACCCGGUAAUUGAAGGAAAAUGGCAGAGUGCGAGAGUAUGAACGGACACACUAAUGGAACAAUGACUAACGGGCAUUCGGACACAGAGACGGACAAACAGAGUGAAAGCUCGACCACAUCAUCUACACAGAACCUCACCAGGGAUCUCCCUCCAGUUCCAAAAAUAGAAUACCCACCCCCACUUCCUAAGGAUCCACCACGAACAGAGAAGCUUCCUCCCAGAAUACGCACAAGUAGACCACCUGGCAACACUCUUACGAAAUUCAUUCCCGAAAAUGAAAUAACGAUACCCAAGGAUGGAAACCUCUCAUCUUUUAACACGGAGGAGAUGGUGACAUUCUUCCGUCACAUGGGGGUGGAAGACAGAAUUGUGAAUCAUUUACAGAGAAAGGGACUCACUGGCAAAAAGUUCUCUUCCCUCAAAGACACUGAUCUAGAUACAAUCGGAAUCAAGAAUCCCAUUGUGUCGUAUUUCAGGGACAAAAGUAAACCCUCCAAAAAGAACCUGCCUUUCAUGCUGUAAAACAACGGAAAAUGUUUAUAUUUCAACACCAAACUUGUAUAUAUCACCGUGGAAGUGCAAUGGUGCUGUGAUGUCCGAUAUUAAGGUUGUCAGAUAAGAGGUGUCCAUUGAAUGUAGAGUUAACGGUCUCUUUGUGGUGUUCAGCUUAACGCAAUAUGCAAUGGGUUGUUGUUGUUUUUUUCUGUCCCGUCUGUGUCUUUUCAAAGACUUGGCAUUAUAUAAUAACUAUAAUUUAUGAUCAACAGUAUCGAACAAUUCGGAGUCUGGACAUUGAACUACAAUGUCAGGAAUGGAUUUUGGUAUAAUCCGUUCACGUUAUGUGCCAAAUAGUUCAUUUACCAAUUGUAUAAACGAACUCAUUUUUAACAUGGAAAAUACUGGAUAUAUUGACAAAUUAAGUUUAAGACUGAAGAAAGAAUGAAAAUAACAAGUUAUACAUGUAAAGAUAGAAGAGAUAAAUUUAUUCUGUAACCGAGAAUGCGAUGUGCAUGUACAUUAUUGAGCUCUGAAAUACCCGUAUAUAUAUUCAUAUCUUAGACCUCUAACCUCGUAACGUUUGGUUAAUAUCCAUAUUUACAGUUUUAAAUCAUCGUAAAAUGACUCAUAACAAUAUCAAAAGUGCAGGGUGUUUCUGUAUGAAUGUGAUCUGAAUGAAAUCCAGCUGUGAUACCUCGCAAUGACAAAGCGGUGAUACGAGAAGUGACUUGUUUUAUUCUGCUCAAUUGUUACAUUAUACAUGCAUAUUCUACUGUACUAUAUUAUUAUUAUUAUAUUAACCAAUUGAUAUAGUCUUAUAUCUUUAUAUAAAAUAUCAAAUAAACCGCCAAAAUUUUGUUUUA